AUGCCGUCCAUAUACCCCUCCCCCUCCACUCUCCAAUCCAAUUUCUCUCCCCCAAAUCAACAGCGCCAACCAUUCACAGCAUGGAGCGCAAUCGACGACAUCAAACAAAAGACCGAAAACAUGAGUAACAAAGCACAGGCCAAAACCGGCAAGAUUGAAAUGUUUUCGGGCAAGUAUUAUGCGGCGUGCACUUUCGGCGGGUUGCUUGCUUGUGGCCUGACGCAUACCGCCGUCACGCCACUGGAUCUGGUCAAAUGUCGACGCCAGGUUGAUCCAACCCUCUACAAGGGCAACAUGGAAGCAUGGAGACUCAUCUACCGCGCCGAAGGCAUCAGAGGCGUGUUUACCGGUUGGAGCCCUACGUUUUUCGGAUACUCCGCGCAAGGAGCAUUCAAAUAUGGCGGCUACGAAUUCUUCAAGUCGUUCUACAGCGACCYGGUCGGCCCCGAAAAGGCCGCGCAAUGGAAGACGAGUGUCUAUCUCGCGGCUAGUGCGUCGGCAGAAUUCUUUGCGGACAUUGCUCUCUGCCCGUUUGAGGCUGUCAAGGUCCGGACGCAGACUACCAUGCCGCCUUUUGCGACGGGGACGUUUGACGGAAUCAACAAGAUUGUCGCGAAAGAGGGUCGUGCUGGACUAUUCAAAGGAUUGUAUCCCCUUUGGGGCCGUCAAAUCCCUUACACAAUGAUGAAAUUCGCCUCCUUCGAGACCAUCGUCGAAAUGAUUUAUGGCUACUUACCCGGCAAGAAAGCGGACUAUAGCAAAUCGUCUCAGACUGCCGUUGCGUUUACGGGUGGUUACUUGGCAGGUAUUCUGUGUGCCAUCGUCUCGCAUCCCGCCGAUGUCAUGGUCAGUAAACUGAAUGCGUCGCGACAGCCUGGUGAAGCGUUUGGGGCUGCUAUGUCGAGGAUCUAUAAGGAUAUUGGAUUUGGAGGGUUGUGGAAUGGUUUGGGGGUGAGGAUUGUUAUGGUUGGGACUUUGACUGGAUUGCAGUGGAUGAUAUACGACUCGUUCAAGAUCUUCAUGGGCCUGCCGACGACAGGGGGCCAGAUUCCAGAGAAGAAAGAGAACUAA
Talaromyces amestolkiae is the source of this 1071-nucleotide messenger RNA. RefSeq lists its product as uncharacterized. Bases 1 to 1071 code for a protein of 356 amino acids. The record is from RefSeq and is a predicted model, not a curated record. Gene Ontology annotation, biological process: mitochondrial phosphate ion transmembrane transport. Gene Ontology annotation, molecular function: phosphate transmembrane transporter activity. The transcript is spliced from 6 exons. NCBI's taxonomy places the organism in Eukaryota, Fungi, Ascomycota, Eurotiomycetes, Eurotiales, Trichocomaceae. Gene Ontology annotation, cellular component: mitochondrial inner membrane.